AUGUGUGUCUAUGCUACACGGCAAGACACAAACAUCCUCGGCUUUGGAAAACAAAAGCUUGUGAAACUCCAUUUCUUCGUCCAUGAUCUUACGGUCAACCACCCGAACACCACUACGUACGACGUGGCGCAAGCAUCGAUCACAGCCAACUCCCCAACCGGUUUUGGCACAGUCCGCGUUGUCGAUGAUCUUAUCACAGAAGAUUCGGAUGCCAGCUCCCGCCCCCUCGCCCGGAUGCAAGGGAUGGUCGCAAAAUCUGGCCUAACGACGCUCGCUAUCACGAUGAACGUGAAUAUCAUUUUCACUGAGGGACAAUUUGCGGGCAGCACGCUCACCAUUCUUGGUCGCAACGAGAUGUCCAAUGCCACCAGGGAGCUGGUGGUUGCUGGUGGCACGGGCGUAUUUCGAUUUGCUAGUGGAUAUGCAAUCCAAAGCACACACUCUUUUGGGUUCGAAGUUGUGGUGUUGGAAUAUUAUGUCCUCACCACCUAUAGCCCUAAGAUAAUCAACAUUGAUCAUGUUGAGCUCGCUCAAAUGUAA
Messenger RNA from Salvia splendens (bonfire salvia), 540 nucleotides. Its product is annotated as dirigent protein 1. NCBI's taxonomy places the organism in Eukaryota, Viridiplantae, Streptophyta, Magnoliopsida, Lamiales, Lamiaceae. The record is from RefSeq and is a predicted model, not a curated record. The coding region runs from base 1 to 540 and encodes 179 amino acids. The transcript has a single exon.